AUGGGAACUUCCUUUUCUAAGGAUCAUCUCACCAAAAAUAAAUAUAUCAAGGACUGUAUACGUAAAUUUGACCAGAAUGAAUUGGAAGUGCUACAUAAAAUAUUUAAAGAGUUAUCUAGCAGAUCUACGUCUGCGGGAAUAGAUAAAGAAACAUUUUUACAGUACUUUAAUCUUCCUGGUCUUUGGGGAGAACAGCUUUUUAGAAAAUUUGAUAUCAACUAUUCUGGAUCAGUCGAAUUGGAUGAAUUUUUAAUUGGCAUAUCUGUGUCAUGUAGAGGGACCAGAACGGAGAAGAUUUACGUGUUGUUUAAGCUUUUUGACUUGAAUAAUGACAACCUUAUCCACAAGUUCGAGCUCCUGGCGAUGCUAUCGAACUUUCCGCAGCUUACAAAGUACCUAUACACGUCAAUAAACAAUGCGGAUUCGAGAUUUAACGCAAGGAACAGGAAUCUUAAAAUGCUCGACAGAGUUCACAAGCGAAUCUCAUUUAAUUCAGUUCAACUGCUAUAUGAAAAUGAAAAGGAUUUUCGAAUAGCAAACACACCAGCAAACAAUAAUUACGUGCCCUUUAAGAGUAAGAUAGGCCCUUAUUAUUAUAUUUUAGCGUCUUCGAACGAGUCGAACGCGUCGAGACAAUCGUCAUACACUGACGUGUCGAUAGUAAAGACGGACAAGAAGAAUUCAGUAUGUGAUAAAAUAUCGAAAUCAGUAUCAGACUUUUCACACGAUACGAUGUCGCUAUCAGCAUAUUUGAAUAGGUACUAUUCGGAUGAAGCAAAUGGGCUGUUUAAUUAUUGCACACCAUGUCAGCCAAAUCAUGCUGGUAAAGUUUUAACGCCAAUGAGGUCAAAGUCGUUUUCAAAAACAAAUAAAACGGAGAGGAACUGCGAUUUUAAGUUGGAUAAGUAUAAGUUGAAAUGGGAGAGCUAUGAGACUGAUUCGUCUAACUCAUCGGAGUCAAACGACGAGUUUAACAAAUCGUUCGUUAGCUCAAACUCAUCACACGAGAGUUGGAACGAGGCUGAGAUGUCGGAGAUAAACACACUGUCGCAUCACGAUGACCCCUCGUCGCUGGUAGUUAUGUCGAUCAUACAGGAAAACGAAGGACAGCAAGGAUUCGAUAACACGAACCUGGACUUGGAGACCCUGGUCGACCAGAUAUUCGAGGAGUGCGAGUUCGACGAAACGGGAUGCCUGACCUUCCAGAUGUUCAAGGCGUGGCUGGAAAAAAAUGAGUCGAUACUGGCGAUGUUCUCAGAGUGCCUGCACGAGGAGGUCUGGGGGCUGCAGGGGCACGCGUUCCACCACGACAGAGAGUGCACCGAGUCCUUUUUGGAAAACAAGUACGACUUCAACUAUAAGUCGUCGACGGAGUUCGGGAAGUCGAUAACGUCGGACUACACUAAGCAGAGCAUCAACCUGGACGACAUAACGAUCAGGACGAUCUACCACAUCUUCCUGGUGAAGGACCAGCACCUGUUCUACCCACUGGAGAAUCACUUGAACACGGUGGUGAGCAGCGAGCUCCUGGAGCACAUGAAAAACAUUAACACGGGCGUGGACAAGGAGAAGCUGAUGGCGACGAAGACGUCGCAGACGGAGGAAUCGACGCAGACAAUGGACUCGGAAAAGUUCAUGUACGAGAUAUUCGCGUGCCCGAACUGCAAAACGCCGUUCCUGAUGUGCCCAGUCUGCUACACGAAGCACAACGCACUCUCACUACACAUCGAGUGCAACAACGUAUACAUAAAGUGCUCAAACUGCAAGUCGUCAGCGGAGAGCGACCUGGGAGUGUUUAAGUCGUGUUGGAUAUGCUGUUGGAGCUUCAACGACAUCUUUAACUUGCCGACGCUCUCGAAGCAGCAAAACUCGUUGAACGGAUUAUCAAUAGCCUCGAACGGAGUGACAACUAACGGGUCGAUAGACGCGAAGACAAGAACACAGUUUAACGCCUCGGCGAUGUCGCUGAAGUCAUCAAAGGCAGCAGCUGACGCACUUAACAAAAACAUUAACUUUAACGUGACGACGAAGUCGGGACUCAUGUAUAAAAUCGGGAAGACUCUGCACCAGUGGAAGUCUAGGUACUACGUGCUGGUGGGAAACAUACUGUACUACUACAAGGAUAAGGGAAGCACGAGGCCGCGAGGAUGCAUAUUCCUGGAAGGAUGUUACCUGGACACGCUGAGAAAAAGGCAGAUCGGAGACAAGUACGGAUUCUCAAUAUGCCACAAGGGCAACAAGUUCUCGAGGAGAGACUUCUACGUGGAGACGAUGGAGGAGUUCCUGGACUGGAUAGAAGUGCUGAGGCACGCAAUGAAGCAGCAGGUGCUCUCCUCGAUGUAUGAAAUAUGCGAACAGCUGGGACAGGGCAAGUUCAGCAUCGUAUACAGAGCAAUCUACAAGGAGACGGGCGAAGAGUACGCAGUGAAGAUCAUCGACAAAACGAAGAUCACACACCAGGAGCGGGAACUGCUGAGAAGUGAAAUUUCAAUCCUGAAACUGCUGAAGCACAACAACGUCAUAUACCUGAAGGACAUAAUUGACAUGAAGGACCACCUGUACAUCGUGAUGGAGCUGGUGCGCGGCGGCGAGCUAUACGACCUGCUGCACUCGGAGCACAGGCUCUCGGAGGAGCACACGCACAGGAUAAUAUCGCAGCUGCUGAAGACGGUGGCGUACCUGCACAAGUGCGGCAUCAUACACAGGGACCUGAAGCCGGAAAACCUGCUGCUCACAGACAGGAGCGAGUCGGGCUCGAUCAAGCUGACGGACUUUGGACUCUCGACGCUCUGCAGCCCCAACGACAUACUGACGCAGCCGUGCGGGACGCUGGCGUACGUGGCGCCCGAGGUGCUCACGAUGCAGGGCUACAACCAGAAGUCGGACGUGUGGUCGAUAGGAGUUAUCAUGUACCUGCUGAUCCGAGGAAGGCUGCCGUUCGCGAUCAAAAAGUCGCACACGAUACACAUCUGGGAGCACUACAAGGUGACCUUCGACGGCUCAAUCUGGAGAGGAGUCUCCUCAUCCGCGAAGGACCUGAUCAGGAAGCUGCUCGAGAUCGACCCUGCGAAGCGAGUCUCAGUCUUCGAGGCGCUCAACCACAUCUGGGUGAAGAACUUCGUGGCGGUGAACCACGACUCGCCGUCGGUGACGAUGAUGGCGCACCACGGGGAGUCGGACGAGUUCUACCAGUCGCUGCGGAACACGACGGACACGACAUUCGUGCUGCCCUACUCGGAGAGCUGCAACAGGAACCUGAAUAAGCUGCAGAACGUGGAGUACAAGAGCGACAUCAUAGCGGAGAAGGAACCGGACUCGGACGACUCGAACAAGCGCGGCAUAUCGACGGUGCUGAAGCUGGAAACUGUAAACGAGUAG
This is a messenger RNA of Theileria orientalis strain Shintoku, 3378 nucleotides long. Its product is annotated as myosin light chain kinase. Bases 1 to 3378 code for a protein of 1125 amino acids. The transcript has 4 exons. The record is from RefSeq and is a predicted model, not a curated record. Gene Ontology annotation, biological process: protein phosphorylation. Lineage: Eukaryota; Apicomplexa; Aconoidasida; Piroplasmida; Theileriidae. Gene Ontology annotation, molecular function: protein kinase activity; calcium ion binding; ATP binding.